AUGAGGCGGUGGCAGUGGGUACCCAUGUGGGUGUGGCUGGCUGGACUGGGGGCCAUAGAAACAGCGCCCAGCCCAGAGUUGGCCCCAGGAUCAGAGCCUCCACUCUUCAUAGACAGACUUGACUUCUUUGAUUACCCAGACUCGGACCAAGCCAGCAUUCUGGCCGUGGCCCAGUUUAUUGGAGAGAGGCCUGUGGUCUUUGUUAAAUCAGGUUCUAGCCCUGGGCUCUUCAAUCACAUCCUGGUGGGAGUCCUGGUGGUGGCCUUCCUCUUCCUCCUUUUCCAGUUCUGCACCCACAUGAGCUUCCAGAAAGGGGCCUAA
Marmota flaviventris (yellow-bellied marmot) is the source of this 321-nucleotide messenger RNA. RefSeq names its product chromosome 19 C16orf92 homolog (gene Fimp1). Lineage: Eukaryota; Metazoa; Chordata; Mammalia; Rodentia; Sciuridae. The record is from RefSeq and is a predicted model, not a curated record. Gene Ontology annotation, biological process: fusion of sperm to egg plasma membrane involved in single fertilization.